AAAAAAAACCUAAAAAAACUUUUCCUGCUCCUCUUUGGUCUCCCACUUAGUCGGCUGUUGGUGGAAAAUGGCGGAAAUAAAAAACUAGGAGCCCAUUCAAGAACCACGGUACACAACAACAAACUCGGUGUGACAAAAGUUUGUGGAAAAAGUGAAAAUGACGCGCUGGGUCCCAACUAAAAAAGAAAAAUACGGCGUCGCAAUCUAUAAUUACGAUGCCAGAGGAGAAGAGGAGCUGUCUCUGCAAAUUGGGGACACAGCACAUAUAUUAGAAACAUAUGAAGGCUGGUACAGAGGCUAUAGGAUAAGAAGAAAGUCCAAAAAGGGUAUAUUUCCUGCAUGUUACAUACACCUCAAAGAUGCAACGGUUGAAGGAAAUGGGCAGAAAGAAACUGUUAUUCCAAAUGAGCUUCCGCUGGUGCAAGAAGUUACCACUAUACUGCGGGAAUGGGCCUCAAUAUGGCGGGAAUUAUAUGUCGGAGACAAGCGUGAAAUGUUCAACACAGUCAGGGACUUGAUAUAUGACUUAAUAGAAUGGAGAUCGCAAAUUCUCUCUGGAACCCUUCCACAAGAUGAGCUUCAAGAGCUGAAACAGAAAGUCACUUCUAAAAUAGAUUACGGGAACAAAUAUCUUGAUUUGGAUCUGGUUGUAAGAGAUGAAGAUGGGAACAUUUUGGACCCUGAGCAGACGAGUACCAUCAGCCUGUUCCUUGCUCAUGAAACAGCGUCCAAACAGAUAGAGGAGAGAAUCCAGGAGGAGCAGUCUCAGAAACAAAAUAUUGAUUUAAACAGACAAGCCAAGUUUGCAUCCACUCCAUCUUUUGCCCUUUUCGUCACCUUGAAGAAUGUAGUGUGCAAAAUAGGAGAAGAUGCCGAGGUUCUCAUGUCCCUAUAUGAUCCCGUGGAAUCCAAAUUCAUCAGUGAAAACUACCUUGUACGAUGGUCAAGUUCAGGAUUGCCAAAAGAUAUAGAUCGACUCAACAACCUUCGGGCUGUUUUCACAGAUCUUGGAAGCAAGGACCUUAAAAGAGAGAAAAUAAGUUUUGUGUGUCAGAUUGUAAGAGUCGGGCGCAUGGAGCUAAGGGACAAUAACACCAGAAAACUUACCUUUGGGUUAAGGAGGCCGUUUGGAGUUGCAGUCAUGGAUGUCUCUGACAUCAUAACUGGCAAAGUGGAUGAUGAAGACAAACAGCACUUCAUUCCUUUCCAACCGCUAGCAUUGGAUGACGCCAUUCGACACAAGCAGCUGAACAUAUCAUCCCGUUUUUCACCCAGGGUGGCAGGGGAGAGCGACUUCCUUCAGACUGUCAUCAACAAAGUGAUCGCCGCCAAAGAAGUCAAUCACAAGGGGCAAGGUCUGUGGGUGACACUGAAACUGCUUCCUGGAGACAUUCAUCAAAUCCGCAAAGAUUUUCCUCACCUUGUAGAUCGAUCCACAGCGGUCCCACGGAAAAUGGGAUUCCCAGAGAUUAUAAUGCCUGGUGAUGUUCGGAAUGACAUCUAUGUGACACUGGUCCAAGGAGACUUUGAGAAAGGGAGCAAGACGACGCAGAAGAAUGUGGAGGUGACCAUGUCUGUGUAUGAUGAAGAUGGCAAGCGACUGGAGAAUGUGAUUUUCCCUGGAGCUGGCGAUGAAGGCGUCUCGGAGUACAAAUCUGUGAUCUACUAUCAAGUGAAGCAGCCUCGAUGGUUUGAAACUGUAAAGGUGGCAAUUCCUAUUGAAGACGUGAACCGCAGUCACUUGCGCUUUACUUUCCGCCACAGAUCAUCCCAGGAUUCCAAAGACAAAUCCGAGAAGAUAUUUGCACUGGCAUUUGUGAAGCUGAUGAGGUAUGAUGGGACGACAUUGAGGGACGGGGAACAUGACCUUAUUGUUUAUAAGGCAGAAACAAAGAAGUUGGAGGACUCCUCUAUCUAUCUGAAUCUACCAGCCACUAAACUUGAGCUGGAGGAGAAAGGUUAUGCAUCCACUGGGAAAAGCAUGCAGAACCUUGGAAGCUGCACAAUUAGCAGGGACUCCUUUCAGAUAUCUACCUUGGUCUGCUCGACAAAGCUCACACAGAAUGUUGAUCUUCUUGGGCUCCUAAAAUGGCGUUCCAAUACCAGCUUGCUGCAGCAGAACCUAAGGCAGUUGAUGAAGGUCGAUGGUGGUGAAGUGGUGAAGUUCCUGCAGGAUACGUUGGAUGCACUUUUCAACAUCAUGAUGGAGAAUUCGGAUAGCGAUACGUUUGACACCCUGGUGUUUGAUGCGCUGGUAUUCAUAAUUGGGCUUAUUGCUGACAGAAAGUUCCAGCACUUCAAUCCUGUCCUGGAAACCUACAUUCGAAAGCAUUUUAGUGCUACACUUGCGUACACCAAACUUACAACCGUUUUGAAGAACUACGUUGAUAAUGCUGAGAAGCUGACGGAGCAGCUGUUCAGAGCUAUGAAAGCUCUGGAGUACAUUUUCAAGUUCAUUGUUCGUUCCCGAGUUCUUUUUAACCAACUUUAUGAAAAUAAAGGAGAAGUUGAUUUCAUGGAGUCUUUGAGGGACCUCUUCAAAUCUUUCAAUGACAUGAUGAACAGCAACUCCGAAAACACAGUAAUGGUGAAGGGAGCUGCCCUGAAAUACUUGCCAACGAUUGUCAACGAUGUUAAACUGGUUUUUGAUCCUAAAGAACUUAGCAAACUAUUUACAGAAUUCAUCUUGAAAGUUCCACAGGGGCGGCUGUUACGGCAGAAGCUGCAUUGCUUGAUCGACAUCGUGCACAGCGACCUCUUCACGCAGCACGAUUGCCGGGAUAUUCUGCUGCCGCUGAUGACUGAGCAGCUGAAGCUUCACCUGGAGAAUCAAGAGGAAUUGGAAGCCUGCUGUCAGCUGCUCAGCAACAUACUGGAAGUUCUGUACAGAAAGGACGUGGGACCCACUCAGCGACACGUCCAGAUAAUUAUGGAGAAAUUAUUAAGGACGGUAAACAGGACAGUCAUCUCCAUGGGACGGGAUUCAGAGCUUAUUGGCAGCUUUGUCGCCAGCAUGACAGCCAUCCUAAGACAGAUGGAAGAUUAUCAUUAUGCUCACUUGAUCAACACCUUUGGGAAGAUGAGGUCUGAUGUUGUGGAUUUUCUAAUGGAAACAUUUAUCAUGUUCAAAGAUCUCAUUGGGAAGAAUGUCUAUCCUGCCGACUGGGUAAUAAUGAACAUGAUGCAGAAUAAAGUAUUCCUGAGAGCGAUUAAUCAGUAUGCAGCAGUGCUGAACAAGAAGUUCCUUGAUCAAACCAACUUUGAACUGCAACUGUGGAACAACUAUUUCCACCUGGCAGUUGCUUUUCUCACACAGGAAUCUCUGCAGCUAGAGAACUUCUCCAGCGAUAAGCGGGCCAAAAUAUUUCAAAAAUAUCAGGACAUGAGGAGGACCAUUGGAUUUGAAAUCAGGGACAUGUGGUAUAACCUUGGUCCACACAAGAUAAAGUUAAUCCCAGAAAUGGUGGGUCCCAUGUUAGAAAUGACCCUUGUUCCUGAAAUUGAGCUCCGGAAGGCUACAAUCCCCAUCUUUUUUGAUAUGAUGCAGUGCGAGUUUCACUACACCAGAAGCUUCCAAAGGUUUGAAAACGAGAUCAUCACCAAGCUGGAUCAUGAAGUGGAAGGAGGCAGAGGGGACGAGCAGUACAAAGUGCUGUUUGACAAAAUCCUCCUCGAGCACUGUCGGAAGCACAAGUACCUUGCCAAGAGCGGGGAGAAUUUUGUCACGCUGGUUGUCAGGCUGAUGGAGAGGCUGCUGGAUUACAGAACAAUCAUGCAUGAUGAAAGCAAAGAAAACCGCAUGAGCUGUACAGUCAAUGUGCUGAACUUCUACAAAGAGAUAGAAAGAGAAGAAAUGUAUAUAAGGUAUUUGUACAAGCUGUGCGACCUCCACAAAGAGUGUGACAACUACACAGAGGCUGCCUACACACUGCUGCUUCACGCCAAGCUUCUCAAGUGGUCUGAGGAAGCAUGUGCUGCACAUCUUACUCAGCGGGAUGGCUACCAGGCAUCCACCCAAGGACAACUGAAGGAUCAGCUAUACCAAGAAAUUAUCAAUUACUUUGACAAGGGCAAGAUGUGGGAAGAAGCCAUUUCUUUGGGUAAAGAGCUUACUGAACAGUAUGAGAAUGAAAUGUUUGACUACGAACAGCUAAGUGACCUGCUGAGAAAACAAGCCCAUUUCUAUGAAAGCAUUGUGAAAGUGAUAAGACCCAAACCAGAUUAUUUUGCUGUGGGAUACUACGGCCAGGGAUUCCCUUCCUUCAUGCGGAACAAGAUUUUCAUUUACAGAGGGAAGGAAUACGAGCGGCGUGAGGACUUUGAGGCAAGGCUAUUAACCCAGUUCCCUAAUGCGGACAAAAUGAAGACGACUACUUCACCAGGCGAUGACAUUAAAAACUCGCCAGGACAAUAUAUCCAGUGUUUCACCGUGAAGCCAAUACUGGAGCUUCCACCAAAGUUUCAGAACAAGCCUGUAUCAGAGCAAAUAUUGAGUUUCUACACUAUAAAUGAGGUCCAGAAGUUUCAGUACUCCAGACCAAUAAGGAAAGGGGAGAAGGAUCCAGACAAUGAAUUUUCAAAUAUGUGGAUUGAAAGAACCACUUACGUAAUAGCUUACAAGCUGCCAGGUAUACUAAGAUGGUUUGAAGUUGUAUCUGUCUCCAUGGUUGAAAUUAGUCCUUUGGAAAAUGCAAUAGAAACGAUGCAGUUGACCAAUGAGAAGAUCAAUAACGUGGUUCAGCGGCAUUUGAACGAUCCCAACCUGCCCAUCAAUCCUCUCUCCAUGCUGCUUAAUGGAAUUGUGGAUCCCGCUGUAAUGGGAGGGUUUACAAAUUAUGAAAAGGCUUUCUUUACUGGGAAGUACAUGCAAGAACACCCUGAGGAUCAGGACAAGAUUGAAAAACUAAAGGAUCUGAUAGCCUGGCAGAUCCCAUUCCUGGCUGAAGGAAUCCGCAUACAUGGAGAGAAAGUUACAGAAGCAUUGAGACCCUUCCAUGAGAGGUUGGAAGCUUGCUUUAAGCAGCUAAGAGAAAAAGUAGAAAAGCAGUAUGGGGUCAAAGCACUUCAGCAGCCGUCUGCUGUUGAUGAGAGACGAGGGUGCCGGCCCAGGUCCAUGGUCAGGUCCUUCACAAUGCCGUCAUCACAGAGACCCCUGUCUGUCGCGUCGGUGUCAUCCAUAUCAUCAGACAACUCUCCAUCCAGGCCAGGAUCUGACGGCUUUGCGCUAGAGCCCCUUCUGCCAAAGAAACAGCACUUCAAGUCUCAGGAUAAACUGGACAAGGAUGACCUUGACAAAGAGAAGAAAGACAAGAAGAAGGAGAAGAGGAACAGCAAACACCAGGAGGUGUUUGAUAAAGAGUUUAAAGCUGCCGAGAUCUCCUUGCAGCCCACAGAGGCUGUCAUCCUUUCGGAAACGAUCAGUCCACUGAGACCACAAAGGCCAAAGAGUCAGGUGUUGAGUGUGAUGACAGGUGACCGGCGCUUCUCUGUCUCCCCUAACCCCCCUUCAGCCACGUCUGGACCCCCUCCCAUCACCUCCAGGGCCAGGAUGGCCUUUAGUUUACAGAUUGGCUCCAGCAUGGAACUGAAUGGUAUGGGUUGCCCAGAAAGAACAGAUAUCCCACCCCCUCUUCCUAUAAAAAGCAACACGGGCGAUUAUGGAAAUCUCAUGGAUAAUCAAGACUUGACGACUCCUGCUACACCCCCACCUCCUCCUCCACAUCAAAGGCAUCUUCCUCCACCAUUGCCAAGCAAGACCCCUCCCCCUCCACCACCAAAGACAACUCGAAAGCAAACGUCCAUUGACUCUGGAAUUGUACAGUGAUAGAAAGUAUGUUUUUUAAGACCCCAAAGACUAAGCUGUCAUAUUUUCUUCUUUUUUUUCUUCCUUUUUUUCUAUACAGCGUGAAAAGAUGAUUACCUCAUUUGGGCCUGCACAAAUGAACUUUUGUUUUAGCGUGAUGAUUCAGUCAGCUGGAGGGAUGAGUUUUUUUUCCUAUUGCACAGAUUAUUAAACAUGUCUUUGGCUGCUGAGUUGUGAAUACUUACUAAUGCAUAAUAUCACAAGCAUAUACAUACUAAACAUGUUGCUCUGUUUUACAUACUGACGGAUGGAGAGAAAGACUUAUUAUGUUAAUUUUCUUUAUAAUAAUCGUAUGAGCUGUUGGGUGCCUGCUGUUGACUGAAUGAUGAUUGGUUAUUGAAUUUUACAGAAACUACUACAAUACUGCCAAUAUUAUCUAAUCAUUCUGUACAGAGGUUUGUGUAUAUAUGAUUUUUUUUAAACUUGUUUUAUGGUGCCAGCUUUUAUCGUAACACUAAAUAGUAUCUAGCAAAUAAAUCCAAAAAGGGCUUUUAGAUUAAGAAUUACAGGACUGUAAAGUACUAUGUAAACUUAUGUAACUUUUUUUAAUAGAUUGUAUUUAAUAGUCUAAAUAAUGGGGUUUGGUGUGUUUACAGCUAACUUUUUUUUCUAUUCUCAUUGUAUAUUAUUUGUUGAAGUAUUAUGUAAUCGUGAUAGUUUCAAAUUCACUACUGACUCCAAAAUAAAAUGUUCAAAUUGUA
Messenger RNA from Acipenser ruthenus (sterlet), 6564 nucleotides. Its product is annotated as dedicator of cytokinesis protein 1. The record is from RefSeq and is a predicted model, not a curated record. The transcript has 52 exons. The coding region runs from base 158 to 5824 and encodes 1888 amino acids. Lineage: Eukaryota; Metazoa; Chordata; Actinopteri; Acipenseriformes; Acipenseridae. Gene Ontology annotation, biological process: cell migration; small GTPase-mediated signal transduction. Gene Ontology annotation, cellular component: cytoplasm; plasma membrane. Gene Ontology annotation, molecular function: guanyl-nucleotide exchange factor activity; small GTPase binding.